This is a messenger RNA of Ambispora leptoticha, 723 nucleotides long. The record is from the annotation of a GenBank genome assembly. Lineage: Eukaryota; Fungi; Glomeromycota; Glomeromycetes; Archaeosporales; Ambisporaceae.
CUAUUUUCUUGGUAUGGCGAUUUGAAAAAUUUUGUCCAAGUGAUUAGACCGAUGUACGGGAAACUACUUCCUCUUAGCGUACGAUAUAUUUUACCGAUCCAGAUGCUGAACAAUGCCAAAACGCGAUUGGAAAAAUAUGGCAUCUUCGAAAGUUUAUAUGAGGUUGACGAGAAUUAUAAGAUAUAUCAAAUUGCAAGAAAAUCUUAUAAAGCACUUUACGAGAAACUAGGGGAGAACAAUUAUUUUUUUGGAAGUUCACCAACAACUUUAGAUGCUAUUGUAUACGGAUAUUUAGCUCUUCACUUAUAUCCAGAGCUUCCUAACCCGAUGCUAUCCGUUAUACUUAAAAGAGAAUACUCACGAUUAUCACAGUUCUGUGAUCGAAUGAGGUCAUCACAAAUCUUACAAACCCCGCUUAAAAUUCUACCAACUUUCAGUCUUCCCUCAUUGUUUACAGGUUUUCUGUUAUCGCGUCGAACAUGGUUUAUUGACAGAUAUUGGAAACCUGUUGAAUCGGAUAAAUCAAAAGUGGAGAAAUCAUCUGCUCAAAUAGAGUUUGAGAGAAAGAGGACCAUUGCUAUUUGUGGAGCUAUAAUAUUUAUGACUGUUUAUGUAAUUUGGAACGGAAUCAUUACUAUAGAGGUUGUAGAUGAUUCGAAAAAAGAGGACACUGACGAUCAACAGGCGGACGACGCAGAAAAUGAUGAGGAUUUUGAUGAUUAG